UUAGAGGCUGAAAACAGGAAAAAAAUAUAUUCUGAACUAAUGGACUGCAGACACAGUACAGGAGAUGACCAGAGACUGCGGACACAGUACAGGAGAUGACCAGAGACUGCGGACACAGUACAGGAGAUGACCAGAGACUGUGGACAGUACAGGAGAUGACUGCUGACCUUUGGGGAGGGGGGGAGCGGGUACCUGAAUUUGACAGGUACCCGCUCUUACUUCCGAGGAGUUGUUCUUUGACCUUACCUGUUCCUCUAUCCAGCCGCGUGCUGCCUUCCUGGCUUCUGUAGUGUGGGCGUUCGGCUUGACAGCCGGGUGCCCAGUGCGCAUGAGCGAGAAGUGCUGCGCUUUGUGAUUGGUCCGGCGGCUUCUGGGACCUGUCAU
Messenger RNA from Staurois parvus, 384 nucleotides. Lineage: Eukaryota; Metazoa; Chordata; Amphibia; Anura; Ranidae. The record is from the annotation of a GenBank genome assembly.